This is a messenger RNA of Paraglomus brasilianum, 279 nucleotides long. NCBI's taxonomy places the organism in Eukaryota, Fungi, Glomeromycota, Glomeromycetes, Paraglomerales, Paraglomeraceae. The record is from the annotation of a GenBank genome assembly.
AUGUCUGAAACUAAUACACCAGCUUCUACCUCUACUUUCGCUACUGCAACGAAAGAAAAAAAAGUUCCAACUGAGGAGGGCUUGGCGCGUAGCGAGACGGCUAUAAAAAUUCUAGAAAAGGAAGAAAUUACAGGUAGUGCCUUUCUCGAGAUGACUGAAGAGAAGUUUCGCAGUCUUGGAAUGCCAGCUGGACCCGCUUCAGACCUUGCCGACUUCGCUAAAGAACUUGGCAAGCAUAAAUUAAAGUCAUUCUCGUUUUACAAACCCAGAAAGACCUGA